Messenger RNA from Capronia epimyces CBS 606.96, 1761 nucleotides. RefSeq lists its product as uncharacterized. Lineage: Eukaryota; Fungi; Ascomycota; Eurotiomycetes; Chaetothyriales; Herpotrichiellaceae. Bases 1 to 1761 code for a protein of 586 amino acids. Gene Ontology annotation, molecular function: N,N-dimethylaniline monooxygenase activity; flavin adenine dinucleotide binding; NADP binding. The transcript is spliced from 4 exons. The record is from RefSeq and is a predicted model, not a curated record.
AUGGCGACAAACGUCGAUAUCCCCGUGAGCAGUGGCAUCGCCGAGGCGCCCCCGAUGGAGGAGCGGCCCAAAGUCUACGGCUGGCCGACGACGAACGAGAACGGCUACACCAUCCAGGAAGUGCCGUAUGGCACCAAGCGGCCGCGCAAGGCGAUUGUGAUCGGAGCGGGCGCCUCGGGCCUGGAUUUCGCCAAAUUCCAACAGGAUCUGCUGAAGAACUUUGAGUGUGUGAUUUACGAGAAGAACGACGAGGUGUCGGGCACCUGGACGGAGAAUCGCUAUCCUGGCUGUGCCUGCGAUAUCCCGUCCGUGACUUACCAGUACACGUGGGAGCACAAGGUCUGGUCGCAGUUCUACUCCGGUGCCAAGGAGAUCUUGGGGUACUUCCAGCACGUGGCGGAUAAGUACGAUCUGCGCAAGUACAUCAAGCUCCGGCACCAGGUCAACCAUGCGCAGUGGGACGAAGACACGGGCAAGUGGACGGUCAAGGUGAAGAACCUGGCGGACGGCAGCGAGUUUGAGGACAGCGCGGAGAUUCUGAUCAAUGCGUCGGGGAUUUUCAACUACUGGGAAUGGCCCAAAAUGAAGGGCAUCGACAAAUACAAAGGCAUCCUGGUCCACUCGGCCAACUACCCGGAAGGGCUGGAGCUGGACGGCAAGCGGAUCGCGGUGGUAGGGACCGGGGCGAGUGGGCUACAACUGACGGCGGCGCUGCAGCCCAAGGCGUCGCAUCUGUACACGUGGGUGCGGACGGGGACGUGGAUCACGUCGAGCUACGGGUCGAACAUGGCGGGCCCGGACGGCGGCAACUUCACCUACACGGAGGAGCAGAAGAAGCGAUUCAUCGAGGACCCGGAGUACUACCUCAAGUACGUGAAGGAGGUGGAGGCGCAGCUGAGCGACCCGCUGGCGGUGCUGAAGGAUACGCCGAUCACGAAGCUGGCGCAGGAGUUUUCGGCGGUGCUGAUGCGGCAGAAGCUUCGGGGCCGCGACGACCUGCUGGAGGCGCUGACGCCGACGACGUUCCCCGUCGGCUGCAAGCGCCGCACCCCGGGCAACGGCUACCUCGAGGCGCUGGUGCAGCCCAACGUCACGACCUACUGCAAGGUCGGGCUGGACGAGAUCACGGAGAAGGGCUUCCUCGACCCGCAGGGCCGCGAGGUCGAGGUCGACGCUAUCAUCCUCGCCACCGGCUUCAACACCACCUGGGUGCCGCGCUUCCCCAUCAUCGCCAACGGCAAGAACCUGCAGGACCUGUAUCGCCAGGACGCCCUGUCUUACCUGGGCGUCGCUGCCCCUCAGAUGCCCAACUAUUUCACCUUCUAUGGCCCGUACUCGCCCAUCGGCCAGGGCAGCAUCCUGGCCAUGAUGGACGUCUUCACCCACUGGAUGCUGCAGAUGAUCGACAAGAUGCAGACCGAGGACAUCAAGAGUUUCGUGCCCAAGCAGGACGUCAUUGACGAGUACGGCGAGCAUACCAAGUUGUUGAUCCAGCGUUUCGUCUGGGAUGCCCCGUGCCGCAGCUGGAUGAAGUCUGGGUCUAUCGAGAGCCCACCGAGCUCAUAUGCGGGGACCAGGACGCAAGCAAUGGAGAUUCUGGAAAAGCCGCGCUUCGAGGAUUUCGAGAUCAAGUACAAGAACCGCAACCGCUGGCAAUUCCUGGGUAACGGCUUCUCGCUCCGUGACAUCGACGGCAGGGAUAUCACAUGGUUCUGGGGACUGGUGGGCAACGAAGACAGGCAGCGGAGUUUCGACGUCUAG